AUGGCGGGUGGCAUGGAGUUUUCUGAGCUGGAAGCUAAGAGGAAGCACCAUGGCCAGCUUAUGAGUGGUGAUGGAGGGUGGCAUGGAGUUCCCGAGAUGCAAGCCGGGAGGAAGCGCAAUGGACGGCUGAAUGAAGGCCCUGCCUCGUCGUUCUCACAGACGCGCCUCUUGCUUGUCACCUCCUCCUCGGAAGAGGAACUGCCGGACGACGCGUUCGUGGAGCCUGAGUUCCAGUCGGACGACUGGUCAGUGGCGUCUUUGUCGUCGCCGUCGGUGAAUGGACGACGACGCGCUGCCCGCGCCCUUGCUCGGGCCCUUGCCUCCUUCCUUGCCACCGCCUUCUCGUAUGCCGCCUCCAGCCGGUACGCGCAGAUGCUGUGCGGCCUGUGCCAGCGCCACCAGGUGCUGCGCAUCGGCGCAGUGUUCGCCACCGGCCUCCUGCGCGCCGUCCAAUUCCUGCAGCUCAACUGGGAGCAGCUGGCCGCCGACAUCGAGGCCGGCGCGCUCAACCCACGUGUCGCGGACGAGUCGGUGCGCGAUGCGGUGGCCGGCAUCCUCCGGCCGGAUCCUGAGCUCGCCCGGUUCGUCCGGGAGGAGUGCGGCAAGGCCGAGUGGGCCGGCAUCCUCGCCCGCGUCUGGCCCAACGCCAGGUACCUCGAGGCCGUCAUCACCGGCACCAUGGCGCAGUAUGUCCCCACCCUGAGGCACUACAGCGGCGGCCUGCCCAUGGUGUCCAUCUCCUACGCCUCCUCCGAGUGCUUCUUCGGCGUCAACCUCCGCCCGUUGUGCGACCCGUCGGAGGUGUCCUACACCAUCAUGCCCAACCUGGCCUACUUCGAGUUCCUCCCGGUAGACGACGAGCAGGAGGAGGGCGACGACGAGCCGGCGCUGGUGGACCUUGCGAGGGUGGAGGCCGGGCGCGAGUACGAGAUCGUGAUCACCACCUUCGCGGGGCUGAACCGGUACCGCGUCGGCGACGUGCUCCGCGUGUCAGGGUUCCACAACAGUGCGCCGCAGUUCCAGUUCGUGCGCCGCGCCAACAUGAUCUUGUCCAUCGACGCCGACAAGACGAACGAGGUGGAGCUGCAGCGCGCCGUGGAGCGGGCCUCGGCGCUGCUGCGCCUGCCGCAUGGCGCGUCCGUCGCGGAGUACACCAGCCGCACCUGCACCGCUCGCAUCCCAGGACACUACGUCGUCUACUGGGAGCUGACUGCCGGCGUGGCGGUGGACAAGGAGGUCCUCGGCGGCUGCUGCUUGGAGAUGGAGGAGGCCCUAAACACGAUGUACAGGCAGAGCCGGGUGGUUUAUGGCUCCAUUGGACCGCUCGAGAUCCGGGUGGUCUGGCCAGGUACCUUCCAAGAUCUCAUGGACUACACCAUCUCCCGCGGCGCCUCCGUCAACCAGUACAAGACGCCCCGCUGUGUCACCUUCCCUCCCGCCAUCAAGCUGCUCGACUCAUGCGUCGUGUCCAACCACUUCAGCGCUGCCCUGCCCCGUUGGACCUCCUAUGACUAA
Messenger RNA from Lolium rigidum, 1515 nucleotides. Its product is annotated as probable indole-3-acetic acid-amido synthetase GH3.9. Gene Ontology annotation, cellular component: cytoplasm. The record is from RefSeq and is a predicted model, not a curated record. Gene Ontology annotation, molecular function: acid-amino acid ligase activity. Lineage: Eukaryota; Viridiplantae; Streptophyta; Magnoliopsida; Poales; Poaceae. The coding region runs from base 1 to 1515 and encodes 504 amino acids. The transcript has 3 exons.